Echinops telfairi (small Madagascar hedgehog) is the source of this 945-nucleotide messenger RNA. Its product is annotated as homeobox protein NANOG-like. The record is from RefSeq and is a predicted model, not a curated record. The coding region runs from base 1 to 945 and encodes 314 amino acids. The transcript has a single exon. Gene Ontology annotation, molecular function: DNA-binding transcription factor activity, RNA polymerase II-specific; RNA polymerase II cis-regulatory region sequence-specific DNA binding. Gene Ontology annotation, biological process: regulation of transcription by RNA polymerase II. NCBI's taxonomy places the organism in Eukaryota, Metazoa, Chordata, Mammalia, Afrosoricida, Tenrecidae.
AUGAGUGUGGCUGUAGCUUCUCCCCAAAACCUUCUUGAGGCUUCCGAUUCUAAAAACUCAUCACCAGUAACUACCAGUUUGGGGGCUAAAGAAGAUGGUACAUCCUUGCAAAUGUCGUCUGCCGAGCCCCCCUACUCAGAGACAGCCAGGUCUCCACUUCCUUCCUCCGUGGACCUGCUUCUGCAAAAGAGCCCGGAUUCUUCCACCAGUCCCAAAGUCAAGCUGCCCGCCUCUGCGGAGACGGACGCAGCCAGGAAGGAGAGUAAGGGCCAGGGCAAGAAGCAGAAGGUGCGAACGGUGUUCUCUCAGACGCAGCUGUGCAUCCUCAAGGACCACUUUCAGAAACAGAAGUACCUCAGCCUCCAGCAGAUGCAAGAACUUUCCGAAGUCCUGAAUCUCAGCUACAAACAGGUGAAGACCUGGUUCCAGAACCAGAGAAUGAAAUGUAAGAGGUGGCAGAAAACCACCAACUGGUCCAAGAAUAACCAUGCUGUGACUCAGGUCUCUGCACCUACAGAAUGCCUGGACGUCUGUGCUUCCUACCACCAAGGAUGCCUUCCUUCUGGAAACCUGCCCAUGUGGAGCAACCAGAGCUGGAACAGCCAGGCCUGGAACAACCAGACCUGGAACAGCCAGGCCUGGAACAACCAGGGUUGGAAUAGCAAGACCUGGAACAACCAGACCUGCCACAGCAGCCAGAUGUGGAAUAGUAGUCAGAUGUGGUGCACCCAAGCCUGGAAUAACCAGGCCUGGAACAGUCCGACCUGGAACAACCCAUUCCAGAACUGUGGAGAGGAAUUCCUGCUGCCACAGUUCCAGCAAACUUCUCUCUGUGAUCUGGAAGCUGUACAAACAUUAGAUUUCUUUUUAAAUGAGUCCAUAAGCGUACAAUCUGAAGAUUGUAUGAAGACAGACAUUUUAGGCCCAUGCCCAUCCGGGCAGUGA